This is a messenger RNA of Lodderomyces parapsilosis, 1119 nucleotides long. It is a transcript of the gene MNN9, whose product is annotated as mannosyltransferase complex subunit. The transcript has a single exon. NCBI's taxonomy places the organism in Eukaryota, Fungi, Ascomycota, Pichiomycetes, Serinales, Debaryomycetaceae. The record is from RefSeq and is a predicted model, not a curated record. The coding region runs from base 1 to 1119 and encodes 372 amino acids. Gene Ontology annotation, molecular function: alpha-1,6-mannosyltransferase activity. Gene Ontology annotation, cellular component: mannan polymerase complex. Gene Ontology annotation, biological process: cell wall mannoprotein biosynthetic process; protein N-linked glycosylation.
AUGGUGCAUUAUAGAAAUCCAUACAUCAAUUAUAUACGAAGGAAACCGUUGGCACUUUUAGCACCAAUCACCGUCUUUCUAUUCAUCUAUUUUUUUCUCUUUGGAUCUUUCUCAUCGACAUCUUCGGCAAAAUCAACUCCGAAAUACAGCUACGAUAAGAAAUCAAAGUCAUGGUUUAGCUCCAAUAACAAGGAUUCGGUAAUGGUGAAGAAUUUGCCCAAAAAUCACAUAUCCCACUAUGACUUGAACAAAUUGACUUCGUCAUCCGAUGCAUUGGCCAAGAAGGAAGAAGUGUUGAUCUUGACACCAAUGACAAAGUUUUUACCUGAGUAUUGGGAAAACUUGAACAAGUUAACGUAUGAUCACUCGUUGAUCUCAUUGGGAUUUAUAUUUCCAAGGACUGAAGAAGGGGAUGAAGCGUUGAAGAAUUUGGAGACGGCAUUGAAAAAGAGCAAAGCUGAUAAGACAUUGAAUUUCAAGAAGGUUACUUUGUUGAGACAAGACUCAAACUCAUUGGGUAGUCAGUUGGAAAAAGAUAGACAUGCUUUCAAGGUGCAAAAGGAAAGGAGAUCAAUGAUGGCAUUGGCAAGAAACUCAUUAGUGUUUUCCACCAUUUCGCCUUCGACAUCUUGGAUCUUGUGGUUGGAUGCUGAUAUAGUUGAGACCCCUCCAAACUUGAUUCAAGAUUUGGUUGCCCAUAAUAAGCCAGUUUUGUCAGCCAAUGUGUACCAAAGAUACUAUGACGAAGAGAAACAACAGCAGUCGAUCAGACCAUAUGACUACAACAACUGGGUUGAAAGUGAAGAAGGUUUGAAAUUGGCUGCUGGUUUGAGUGAUGAUGAAAUCAUUGUUGAGGGAUACUCAGAAAUGGCCACGUACAGAGCUUUGAUGGCGCACUUUUACGACCCGAAUCAAGAUGUUAACACUGAAAUGGCGUUGGAUGGUGUUGGUGGCGGAGCGGUCAUGGUGAAAGCCGAUGUUCAUAGGGAUGGGGCGAUGUUCCCAUCGUUCCCAUUUUACCACUUGAUUGAAACGGAAGGAUUUGCUAAAAUGGCAAAAAGAUUGGGCUAUGAAGUCGUUGGAUUGCCCAAUUACUUGGUGUAUCAUCACAAUGAGUAG